This is a messenger RNA of Onychostruthus taczanowskii (white-rumped snowfinch), 5593 nucleotides long. Its product is annotated as neurexin-2-like. The coding region runs from base 134 to 5533 and encodes 1799 amino acids. The record is from RefSeq and is a predicted model, not a curated record. NCBI's taxonomy places the organism in Eukaryota, Metazoa, Chordata, Aves, Passeriformes, Passeridae. The transcript has 22 exons.
CCCCCGGCCAGGCUGUCGCCGCCCGCUGGGGCCACCCAUGUGGCUGUGAGAGGACGGGGGUGGCCGGGCCCCCCCCAGGGCCCCCCCAGGGCCCCCCCAAAGCCGCCCAGGCUCCGCAGCCAGCCCAGGCGCCAUGACCUGUCCGGCCGCUGAGGGACACCCGGCACCCGGGGGCCACCAAGAGACCAAAGCCCACCUGGGCUCCGUGGCCCACCUGGGCCCCCUGCACGGCUCCACGGUUCCUCAAGGUUCUGAGGGUCACCAAGAGACCAAAGGCCACCUGGGCUCCGUGGCCACCAGAGGGUCCACGGCCAGCUGGACCUCUGCGGUCAGCCAGGACCACCGGGAGACUACGGCCCACCUGGGCUCUGUCACCCACCUGGGCUCCCACGUGGAGAUUGAAGCUCACCUGGGCUUUGUGGCCAACCAAAACUUUGUGGGCAAGCAGGACCACCCCGAGCCCGGUGCUGGUGGUGGCUCCGCGGUGCUGUUGGACUCCAAGAUCUCCCAAGGCUCUGAGGAGCACCUGGGGGCUUGGGUCGGCCAGGUCCCCGUGACACACCUGGUGUCCGUGGCCACCCAGGACCACCUGGAGGUGGAGGUGCGUCAGGAAUCGGCGGCCAGCCGAGGUUCUGUGGGCAACCAGGAGCACCCAGAGCCCGACAUCAACAUCCCGUUGGACUCCAAGGUCAACCAGGCCUCCAUGGCUCGCUUAGACCUGAAGGACCACCAAGACCCCGCCCCCUCCCCGGCCUCCAUGGACCCCCAAGAGCCCAAGGUCACCCAGGGUCCGGUGGCCAACCAAAAGACCAAGGUCAACCAAAGCCCCGCGGCCCCUCUGGAAGCCAAGGUCAAUGAAGACCCCGUGGUGUGUUUAGACUUGAGGGUCCACCAAGCCCCUGUGGCCACCCGAGCCCCCGAGGACCCCCGAGACCCCCUGGACCACCCGGACAGCCAGGCUGACCAAGCCCCGCUGGUUCUUACAGACUGGAACGUCCACCAAGCCUCCGUGGCCGAGCACAGCCCCGCGGACCCCCAAGAGACCAAGGUCAAGCCCGGCCCUCCGGACCCAAGGGUCCCCCUGGACGCCACGGCCAAGGGAAGCUGCCCGGGGACCGAGUGCCACCAACCCCACGUGCCCACCUGGGCCACCCCAGCCCCCCGCCCGUGUGCCCAAAUCCCCUCGGGCGCCCGCCUGGGCCUGGUGCUGCUGACGCUGGGGUCCCUCCUGCUGCCCUGCGCCCGGGGCUCGGCGCUGGAGUUUGGGGGCGCCCCGGGGCAGUGGGCGCGCUACGGGCGGUGGGCGCCGGGCGCGGGGGGCCAGCUCAGCUUCCGCCUCAAGACCAACGUGACGCGGGCGCUGCUGCUCUACCUGGACGACGGCGGCAACUGUGACUUCCUGGAGCUGCUGGUGGCCGAGGGGCGGCUGCGGCUGCGCUUCGCCAUCGCCUGCGCCGAGCCCGCCACGCUGGAGCCGCCGGCGCCCGUCAGCGACGGCCGCUGGCACGCGGUGCUGCUGACCCGGCAGGCGCGGCACGCGGCGCUGGCCGUGGACGGGGAGGCGCGGGCGGCCGCCGUGCGCUCCAAGCGGCCCGACAUGGCCGUGGCCAGCGACCUGUUCGUCGGGGGGAUCCCGCCCGACGUGCGGCUCUCGGCGCUGACGCUCAGCACCGUCAAGUACGAGCCGCCCUUCCGCGGGUGGGUGGCCGACCUGCGGGUGGGCGACGCGCCGGCCGCGCUGCUGGGCGCCCAGGGGGUCCGGGGUGACGGGGACGAGCGCUGCGCCCACCACCCGCCCUGCGCCCACGGCGGCCGCUGCACCCUGCGCCGUGGGGAGCCCCGCUGCGACUGCGCCGGCACCGGCCACCGCGGGCCCUUCUGCGAGGAAGAGGAAGAACCCGCGGUGGAAGAUUAUUUUCCCUUUUUUGUCGCCGAGGGGGGGCCCGGCCGCGGCGCCGGCGAGAUCCAGCAAGCAGCGAAAGGCCGCGCCGAGUACGUGGCCACGUUCCGGGGCAGCGAGUUCUUCUGCUACGACGUGUCGCGGUCGCCGGUGCAGAGCAGCGCGGACGAGCUGGCGCUGGCGUUCCGCACGCGGCAGCGCCACGGGCUCCUGCUGCACACCGGCCGCGCCGCCGACUUCCUGAACCUGUCGCUCAAGGCCGGCGCCGUGUGGCUCGUCAUCAACCUGGGCGCCGGCGCCUUCGAGGCGCUGGUGGAGCCCGUCAACGGCAAGUUCCACGACGGCGGCUGGCACCACGUGCGCGUCACGCGCAACCUGCGGCAGCACGCAGGGAUCGGACACGCUAUGGUGACCAUCUCGGUGGACGGCAUCCUGACCACCACGGGCUACACCCAGGAGGAUUUCACCAUGCUGGGCUCCGACGACUUCUUCUACGUGGGGGGGUCCCCCAACACCGCCGACCUGCCGGGGUCCCCCGUCAGCAACAACUUCAUGGGCUGCCUCAAGGACGUGGUUUACAAGAACAACGACUUCAAGCUGGAGCUGUCGCGGCUGGCGCAGGAGGGGGACGCGCGGGUGACGCUGCACGGGGCGCUGCUCUUCCACUGCGACCCCCCCCCGGCGCUGGACCCCGUCACCUUCGCCACCCCCCAGGCUCACCUGGCGCUGCCCACCUGGCGCCCGGCCCGCGCCGGCUCCGUCUCCUUCGACUUCCGCACCACGGAGCCCAACGGGGUCCUGCUCUUCGGGCAGGGACCCCCCCGCGACCCCCCGGCAGCCGCCCCCCGCNGUGUGCAGGUGUGCAAAGGAUGUGCAGGCUCGGUGUCGGUGAACAGCCGCAGCACGCCGUUCCUGGCCAGCGGUGACCGGGACGUUCUGGACGUGGGGGCCGAGCUGUACCUGGGGGGGCUCCCCGAGGGCCGGCCCGGCCCCCCCGCGCCCCCCGAGCUCUGGGCCGCGGGGCUGCGCCUCGGCUUCGUGGGCUGCGUGCGGGACCUGUUCGUGGACGGGCGGAGCCGCGACGUGCGGGCGCUGCUGGCCACCGGGGGGGCUCCGGGGGUCGCCCCGCUCUGUGCCAGGGACCCCCCCCGGCUGUGCGCCAGCGCUCCCUGUCGCAACGGGGGGACGUGUCGCGAGGGCUGGAACCGCUUCGUGUGCGACUGUCGCGGCACCGGGUACCUGGGGCCGCGCUGCGAGACAGAGGCGGCGGUGCUGAGCUAUGACGGCAGCAUGUACCUGAAGGUGCAGGUGCCGGGCGAGCAGACCGAGGCCGAGGACGUGUCCCUGCGCUUCAUGUCCCCCCGAGCCUUCGGCCUCGUCCUGGCCACCACCUCGCGCCACUCGGCCGACACGCUGCGCCUCGAGCUGGACGGGGGGCGCAUGAAGCUCACCCUCAACCUGGACUGUGUCCGCGUGGGCUGUCACCCCAGCAAGGGCCCCGAGACGCUGUUCGCGGGGCAGCGGCUGGAUGACAACGAGUGGCACUCGGUGCGGGUGGCCCGGCGCGGGCGCAGCCUCCAGCUCGCCGUCGACAACGUCACCGUCGAAGGCCAGCUGUCGGGCUCGCACACCCGCCUGGAGUUCCACAACAUCGAGACCGGCAUCGUCACCGAGCGCCGCUUCCUGGCCGUGGUCCCCUCCAACUUCCUGGGCCACCUGAGCGGGCUGGUCUUCAACGGGCUGCCCUACCUGGACCUGUGCCGCGACGGCGACAUCAGCUCCUGCGAGCUCAACGCCCGCUUCGGCCGCCGCGCCAUCGUGGCCGACCCGGUGGCCUUCGGGGGCCGCGGCUCCUACGUGGCGCUGGCCACGCUCCAGGCCUUCUCCUCCUUCCACCUCUUCUUCCAGUUCAAGACCACGGCCCCCGACGGCCUCAUCCUCUUCAACGGCGGCAGCGGCUCCGACUUCCUGGUGGUCGAGCUGGUCAAGGGGUACAUCCACUACGUGUUCGACCUGGGCGAGGGCCCCUCGCUCAUGAAGGGCAACUCGGAGCAGCCGCUGCACGACGGGCGCUGGCACGAGGUGGCCGUGGCACGGGAGGGGGGGGCCCUGCACGGGCUGCGCGUGGACGGGAGACCCGUGACCCAGCACGGGCAGGGCGCCCGCGGGCUGCAGCUCAAGGGUGAGACCCUCCGUGGGGGGGUCAGCCCGGGGCUCCUGGGCCGCCUCCCGCGGCUCGUGGCCUCCCGGGGGGGCUUCCGGGGCUGUUUGGCCUCGCUGGACCUGAACGGGCGCCUGCCCGACCUGCUGGGGGACGCCCUGCGACGCGUGGGGGACGUGCGGAGGGGCUGCGACGGGGUGCCCCCCGCCCGCCCCGCCCGCGUCUCCUCCAGCCUCUCGACCACCCACCACGUGCACCACUUCCACGGGCGGCACGGCACGGCGCCCAUCGCCAUCAACCGCGCGCCCUUCCUCACCCGCGGGCACCACGCGGGCACCACGUACAUUUUCGGCAAGGGGGGGGCCCUGAUCACCUACACGUGGCCCCCCAAUGACCGGCCCAGCACCCGCGCCGACCGCCUGGCCCUGGGCUUCAGCACCCGGCAGCGCGACGCGGUGCUGCUGCGCGUGGAGAGCGCCGCCGGGCUCGGCGACUUCCUGCAGCUCCACAUUGUGCAGGGGGCUGUGGGGGUCCUGUUCAACGUGGGCACCGAGGACAUCGCGCUGGAGGAGCGGGGGGCGGCCGUCAGCGAUGGGCGCUUCCACGUCGUCCGCUUCACGCGCAGCGGCGGCAACGCCACGCUCCAGGUGGACGGCGGCCCCCUGCACGAGCGCUACCCGCCAGGCAGCGGGGACAGCGAGCGGCUGGCGCUGGCGCGGCAGCGCAUCCCCUUCCGCCUGGGGCGGGUGGUCGAUGAGUGGCUGCUCGACAAAGGCCGGCAGCUGACCAUCUUCAACAGCCAGGCGCGCGUGCGGGUGGGGGGCCGGGACCGCGGCCGCCCCUUCCAGGGGCAGCUCUCGGGGCUCUACUACAACGGGCUGAAGCUGCUGGCGCUGGCGGCCGAGGGACACCCCCGCGUGCGGCUCGAGGGGGACCUGCGGCUCGUGGGGGACCCCCCGCCACCCCCCGCGCCCCCCGGCGCCACCNGGGGGGGGGGGAGGAACACGGACGAUCUGCUGGUGGCCUCGGCCGAGUGUCCGAGCGAUGACGAGGACCUGGAGGAGUGUGAGCCGGGCACAGGGGGGCGGCGCGGGGGGGGCUCGGCGCCUCCCGUGACCCGACGCCCCCCCGUGCCCCCCACAGCCGCGCCCGGAGCGGUGGAGGUGGUGCGGGAGGCGGGCGGCACCACCGGCAUGGUGGUGGGCAUCGUGGCGGCCGCCGCGCUCUGCAUCCUCAUCCUCCUCUACGCCAUGUACAAGUACCGCAACCGCGACGAGGGCUCCUACCAGGUGGACCAGAGCCGCCACUACAUCGGGGCCGCCCCCGCCGCGCCCGGGGGAGGCCCGGGAGGGGCUCCCGGUGCCGCAUCCCCGACCCCGCCCGCCGGGACCCCCAAGGAGAAAGCGGCGGCCGCGCCCCCCAAAGCGCCGGGCAAAGCGCGGCGCAACAAGGACAAGGAGUAUUACGUGUGAGGGGGGGGUCUCCACGCGUGUCCCUUGACCCCCCCCCACUCCGCCCCGCCGCCACCCCCG